AAUCUCAUAGAUUUUCAGCAAUGGCGGCGCCCUUGCAAAGCACGGGUGUCAAUGGAACAUAUCAGAACAACACACCCAAAUUAACGCCCAAAGACGUUGAAAGUUUUAGUUUUGUUAUGGAUCAUGUUAUUGGCAAUCGUAAAGAGAGGAGGGCACAGGUUAUUCCACUUGGAGGGAUCCCGCAGUUCCCCAAAACUAGAGAAGAGAUGCUGGUGUCUGGCUUUUUCGAGAGCUGUGUGUGCAAAUCGGCAUUAAGCUGUGUUGCAGGGUUUGGACUGGGUGGUUUGUUUGGAUUGUUUACUGCUGGUGUUGACCCCAUGUCCACAAUGUCUACUGAAACUCCUACUACAAGAAUGGUCCUAAAAGAAAUGAGGGCAAGAUUCUGGUCCUAUGGCAAAAACUUUGCCAUUGUUGGAGCAAUGUUUGCUGGAACAGAAUGUUGUUUAGAGACAUAUCGAGGAAAGACUGAGCUUGGGAAUGGUACAAUUACUGGAUUUAUUGUCGGAGGUGUUCUUGGCCUCCGAGCGGGACUGAAGGCUGGGUUGUUUGGUGCCAUGGGAUUUGCCGCUUUUUCUACAGCCAUUGACUUUUAUUUGCGUCAUUGACAUAAGAUUGAUUUAAACAUGUUGUAUAUAGUUUGUAAAUAUUUCACACAAUUAAAUAUAAAUAUACAUGUAAUAUUAUU
Messenger RNA from Magallana angulata, 685 nucleotides. Its product is annotated as mitochondrial import inner membrane translocase subunit Tim22-like. NCBI's taxonomy places the organism in Eukaryota, Metazoa, Mollusca, Bivalvia, Ostreida, Ostreidae. Gene Ontology annotation, cellular component: TIM22 mitochondrial import inner membrane insertion complex. The transcript is spliced from 4 exons. Bases 21 to 605 code for a protein of 194 amino acids. The record is from RefSeq and is a predicted model, not a curated record. Gene Ontology annotation, molecular function: transmembrane protein transporter activity. Gene Ontology annotation, biological process: protein insertion into mitochondrial inner membrane.